This is a messenger RNA of Aricia agestis (brown argus), 1639 nucleotides long. RefSeq names its product mitochondrial-processing peptidase subunit beta (gene UQCR-C1). The record is from RefSeq and is a predicted model, not a curated record. The coding region runs from base 77 to 1480 and encodes 467 amino acids. Gene Ontology annotation, cellular component: mitochondrion. The transcript has a single exon. Lineage: Eukaryota; Metazoa; Arthropoda; Insecta; Lepidoptera; Lycaenidae. Gene Ontology annotation, molecular function: metalloendopeptidase activity; metal ion binding.
GCCUUUUGACAAUUUGUCAUUCAUUUUGCAACAUUACGUAAAUCAGCGAGUAAAAUUUUGGUGCAAGGAAAAGAAAAUGUUGAAGGUAGCGACGGUAUUGAGAUUGGCUUCAAAGCCGAAUAAUAAUGUUCGAGCACUAGCCACAGCCGCGAGCAAGAAGCAGGCCCUCGUGAACGUACCCCCGACACAACUCACAGUCCUCGACAACGGGAUCCGCGUUGCGUCCGAAGAUUGUGGUGCACCAACCGCGACUGUAGGCCUCUGGAUCGAUGCCGGAUCCAGGUACGAAAACUCCAAAAACAAUGGAGUCGCCCACUUCCUGGAACACAUGGCUUUCAAAGGCACGAGCAAAAGGUCCCAGACGGACUUGGAACUCCUCGUCGAAAACAUGGGAGCUCAUUUAAACGCUUACACGUCGCGGGAGCAGACCGUGUUCUACGCUAAAUGCCUCGCCAACGACGUUCCGUUUGCCGUCGAAAUCCUUGCCGACAUCAUCCAAAACUCGUCACUCGCUGAACCCGAAAUCGAACGAGAGCGCGGCGUCAUCCUGCGCGAGAUGCAGGACGUCGAGAGCAACCUGCAGGAGGUUGUAUUCGAUCACUUACACGCCACCGCCUUCCAGGGCACGCCCUUGGGCCAGACAAUCCUGGGACCUACUAAGAACAUCAAGAAGAUCUCCAAAGCCGAUCUCCAACAGUACAUCAAGACCCACUACCAACCUGCCCGUAUUGUCCUGUCCGGGGCUGGUGGCAUUGAACACGGAAAAUUAGUUGACCUGGCCAACAAGCACCUGGGUGGCUUAAAGAACACGACAUACGAUGUACCCGAAAUUGCACCUUGCAGAUACACCGGCUCAGAAAUCCGAGUAAGAGAUGACUCAAUGCCCCUCGCUCAUGUAGCCAUUGCCGUAGAAGGUGCAGGGUGGACGGAUGCCGACAAUAUUCCAUUGAUGGUAGCCAACACUCUUGUCGGUGCUUGGGACCGCUCCCAGGGUGGCGGCGCUAACAAUGCAUCCUACCUGGCCCGGGCAUCCGCCGUGGAGAACCUCUGCCACAGCUUCCAGUCCUUCAACACCUGCUACAAGGACACAGGACUGUGGGGCAUCUACUUUGUGGCUGAGCCGUUGCAGCUGGAUGACUUCAUGUACUGUCUCCAGAAGGAAUGGAUGAAACUGUGCACCACCGUCACAGAAGGUGAAGUCGAGCGGGCUAAGAACUUAUUGAAGACAAACAUGCUCCUUCAAUUGGACGGAACCACCCCUGUGUGUGAGGACAUUGGUCGCCAAAUCCUGUGCUACAACCGCCGCAUCCCCCUCCAUGAGUUAGACGCUAGAAUUGAUGCUGUUAGCGUCCAGAAUGUCCGUGAUGUCUGCUACAAGUACCUGUUUGACAAGUGUCCCGCUGUAGCUGCUGUUGGUCCGACCGAAGGUCUCCCAGACUACUCUAGAAUUCGCGCCAACAUGUACUGGCUCCGAGUCUAAUCGAGUAUAAUAGUUAUUUAAUUAGUAAAAUAUCAUAUUAAGUACAUUAAAAGGUUUUUUCGAAAGUAUGUCGUUUUAUUGAGUAAAACACAGUGUCUUUUGUGUAUGUAUUUAUUAAAGUAACAAUAUUCUCUGUAAAUAAUAAAUAUAACAAAAUUA